This is a messenger RNA of Enterobius vermicularis (human pinworm), 267 nucleotides long. The record is from the annotation of a GenBank genome assembly. Lineage: Eukaryota; Metazoa; Nematoda; Chromadorea; Rhabditida; Oxyuridae.
AUGACUAAAAGUGCUUAUAUUAUAUUUAAGCCAGAACUUGCUUUACGAUCUGGUGUCAAAAGUCAGGAAUGUGACAAUGGUGUCUGUAUGAAGAUGUGGUUUAAGGAGAAACAAGGUAAAAGAUUAUGGCGAAGUUGUAUACCGAAUGGUAAAGAACAAAUAAGAUCCGAUUGCACUCGCAUAUCUAGCAGUCAAGGUUAUUUUCUCAAAAAAGUUUUAAUAUUAGUUACUAUUUGGAAUUAUUAUAUCAUUUUGCUUUUCCACUAA